This is a messenger RNA of Pyrus x bretschneideri (Chinese white pear), 882 nucleotides long. RefSeq names its product protein FAR1-RELATED SEQUENCE 7-like. The coding region runs from base 23 to 814 and encodes 263 amino acids. The transcript has 3 exons. Lineage: Eukaryota; Viridiplantae; Streptophyta; Magnoliopsida; Rosales; Rosaceae. The record is from RefSeq and is a predicted model, not a curated record.
GUUAAAUCAGAGCCGUCAAAAUAUGUUUGUAGAUCAAGAGAAACCGAAGUGUCUCAAAUUUCUUCAGAGGCAAAGGUUAGAGACGAGCGUGAAUGGAAGCAUAAUGACUGCAGAUCCUACUCCAAUGGAGUCUGAAGCGGAUUUGAACAAGCCGGUUGUGGAGAAUUCAGUUGAAAGGGAUGUUCCGAACACUGAAACUGGAGAAAUGCUAGAUUCAAACAAUGGGACAGAGUUGAUUGAAAAUGAAGUAAAUGGUAUCCUGGAACCUUAUGUUGGAAUGGAGUUUGACACCGAAGAGGCUGUCAAGGAAUACUAUGAUGCAUAUGCCACGCGUGUGGGUUUUAGAAUCCGUGUUGGUAACUUCCAUCGUUCAAAUCGUGAUGGAUCCAUUAACAGUCGUAAGUUUCUUUGUAACAAAGAAGGUUUUCGUGACAAUAAGAAGUCAAAAAGGGGUGAAGUAAGGAGGUCGAGGGAGGAAACUAGGGAGGGCUGCAAGGCAAUGAUUAUGGCGAGGAAAGAGAAGUCCGGGAAGUGGGUUGUUACAAAGCUUGAAAUAAGACAUUGUCAUCCUAUGUGGAUUUCUAGAGGCAAGAAAGUCACCAUUCCGGCUCCAUCACAGGAUGAGAAAGACAAGAAAAUUCGUGAGCUAUCUGCAGAGCUUUAUCGGGCGAACCAACAGUUAGCAGAGUGCAGAAAAACACUUGAAAUGGUUCUGAAAGAGGUAGACCAACACGGAGACCGCCUUACUAAAAGUGUUCAAAAUAUAGUUAAGAGUGUAAAAGAGAUUGAAGACAAGGAUCGAGAGAAAUUAUAACAUUCUUAGUUAUAACAGUAUAACUUAUAUCAUUAACAUUCUUAGUUAUAACAGUAUAACUUAUAUCA